Molecule: messenger RNA, 871 nt
Organism: Mangifera indica (mango)
Lineage: Eukaryota; Viridiplantae; Streptophyta; Magnoliopsida; Sapindales; Anacardiaceae
Exons: 2
Coding region: 97-630 (177 amino acids)
Source: RefSeq, a predicted model, not a curated record
UCAUUUCUAUAUAUAAAACCUCCCACAACUCCCAAGUCUCAACCUUUCAACGGCUGCUCUAACUCGCACAAUUCAUCGUUUCUGAUCAUAAGAACCAUGGCUCAAAAGCUCUCUCUUUUUUCUCUCUUCAUCCUCUUCUCCCUCUUCAAACCCUCUCUUUCUCAAUCCUUCGAUCCCCCCACCGUCUACGAGCUCCUCCCCAAGUACGGCCUCCCUCAGGGCCUCUUGCCAGCCACCGUCGUCAGCUACACCCUCAACGACGACGGCUCCUUCAUCGUCAAUCUGUCCUCCACCUGCUACAUCGAGUUCGACUACUUGGUCUAUUACGACAAGAUCAUCACUGGAAAGCUCCGUUACGGCGCCAUCACCAAUCUCAAGGGUAUUCAAGUUCAGCGAUUCUUGUUUUGGUUCGAUGUUGAUGAGAUCAAGGUCGAUUUGCCGCCGUCUGAUUCGAUUUACUUCCAGGUUGGAUUGAUCAAUAAGAAGCUCGACGUGGGCCAGUUCAAAACUGUCCAUUCUUGUCGUGAUGAUAAGUUGGGUUCUUUCGAGUCGGGUUGCAGGUCAUGGUUUCGGACUCUGAAGCUGCCGACUCCCCUUGAAGAUGAAGUCCAGAUGCUAAUUACAGAGUAGAUGUUAUCUGGUGCUUUCUACUACUGUAUUUUAGAGUCAUAAUAUGGCUGUUAAAGGUUCAUGAUUCAGAGUUAGUUACUUUCAGACCCAAAAAUAGGAGUCUGAUAGUGUUUUCAAAUCAAGUUGUAUAAUCAUAUCAUGUAUAUCCCAGACAGUAUAUUCUACUUGAGCCUUCAAUAUACCACACCAAACACUUGUGUUUGUAUAAUGAAAUAUCGAACCUGAUGCACAAUUGAUGUUA